This is a messenger RNA of Carlito syrichta (Philippine tarsier), 448 nucleotides long. RefSeq names its product B-cell lymphoma/leukemia 11B-like. Gene Ontology annotation, cellular component: nucleus. The transcript is spliced from 2 exons. Gene Ontology annotation, biological process: positive regulation of transcription by RNA polymerase II. The annotation marks the transcript as partial. Gene Ontology annotation, molecular function: RNA polymerase II cis-regulatory region sequence-specific DNA binding; DNA-binding transcription factor activity. The record is from RefSeq and is a predicted model, not a curated record. NCBI's taxonomy places the organism in Eukaryota, Metazoa, Chordata, Mammalia, Primates, Tarsiidae.
AUGCGGCUGGUGAGACCCCAGCUCUGGGCGGAACUGGCGAGCUCCGGCAGCCAGCCGGCCUCAGAGGCGCUGCCUCUCGCAGAGGCUGACCAUGUGGAGGCCGCCAUCCUCGAAGAAGACGGGGGUCUGGAGAUAGAGGAGCCGAGCGGCCUGGGGCUGCUGGUGGGUGGCUCCGACCCUGACCUCCUCACCUGUGGCCAGUGUCAGAUGAACUUCCCCUUGGGGGACAUCCUGGUUUUUAUAGAGCACAAGAGGAAGCAGUGUGGUGGCAGCUUGGGUGCCUGCUAUGACAAGGGCCUGGACAAGGGCAGCCCGCCGCCCUCCUCACGCUCCGAGCUCAGGAAAGUGUCCGAGCCGGUGGAGAUCGGAAUCCAGGUCACCCCAGACGAAGAUGACCACCUGCUCUCGCCCACGAAAGGCAUCUGCCCCAAGCAGGAGAACAUUGCAG